AUGUUGCGCACAGUAAAACCGAAGAAUGCGCGGUCGAAGCGGGUUAUGCAGGCGCGGGAGUCGAAGGAGGUCGAGGACCCGCGCACGGCUAUCUUCGUGAAGGGCACACACCCGGGAGAGAAGGCUGGCGGUGUCAUGAAGGAGCUCAUGGCAUUGAAGAGGCCGAAUGCGAUCUCCUUCUCCAAGAAAAACACCGUCCGGCCGUUCGAGGAUGCGUCCUCGCUCGAGUUCUGGGCGCAGAAGAACGACGCAAGUAUGUUCGUCCUCGGACAGAGCACGAAGAAACGGCCGGACGGGCUCACGUUUGUCCGCAUGUUCGACUACCGCGUGCUUGACAUGUGCGAAGUCGGUGUGGACUCGUUUAAGAGCAUGGUCGAGUUCAAGACACGGAAAGCGACCCCCGGACACAAGCCGCUCCUACACUUUGCGUCGGAGCUGUUCGACAGUCAUCCGCGCUUUGUGCAGCUCAAGUCGAUGCUCAUUGACUUUUUCAACGGCGAGGUGAUCGACUCGAUAUGCCUUGCGGGCAUCGAGCACGUCAUCAGUAUCUCCCUCGGACCCACACCUCCCUCCUUGAACGCUGCGACCACGACCCUGCAGGCGUCGACCUCGACAGAUCCCGCGCCGGCGGAGGUUCUACCAAAAGUACACAUCCGUGCCUACACAAUCCGGCUGCUCGCGUCAGGGACUCGCGUACCGCGCGUCGAGCUGACGCCGAUGGGGCCGUUCGUCGACCUCACCAUGCGGAGACACCAAGAGGCGGACGCGGAGCUGCUGAAGCAGGCGCUGCGGCGGCCGAAGGUGCGCAAGCAGGACGUGGAGAAGGGCCUGGGGAAGAAGCGGAAGAACCUGGAGGUGGACGAGCUGGGCGACCUGCGCGGGAGGAUUCACGUCGGGAAGCAGAACCUGGACAAGCUGCAGACGCGGAAGAUGAAGGGCCUGAAGGCGUCGCGGGACGAUAUGCUGGUCGAUGUAGAUGCCGGCGAGGACAUGGGCGUCGACGAGGGCGGCAGCGGGGAGAGCGGGCCGGAGGAGUCGGGCGGCGAGCGGCGGAAACGGCGACGGGCAGAGUAGGCCGGCGCCGAGUGCAGAGGGGUCGGCGCCGGGUGCGGGGAGGGAGGCCGGAGGGCGGGGGUCAGAUGUCCGGGUUGUGCUUACGUAACUGUUAU
Trametes versicolor FP-101664 SS1 is the source of this 1169-nucleotide messenger RNA. RefSeq names its product Brix-domain-containing protein. Bases 1 to 1074 code for a protein of 357 amino acids. The record is from RefSeq and is a predicted model, not a curated record. Gene Ontology annotation, biological process: ribosomal large subunit assembly; maturation of LSU-rRNA from tricistronic rRNA transcript (SSU-rRNA, 5.8S rRNA, LSU-rRNA). Gene Ontology annotation, cellular component: nucleolus. The transcript has 4 exons. Gene Ontology annotation, molecular function: rRNA binding. Lineage: Eukaryota; Fungi; Basidiomycota; Agaricomycetes; Polyporales; Polyporaceae.